CGCCCGGCUCUCCACGUACCUUCUUGUCAAAGAGAUUUGCUCCCACCCCUCGAGUAGUAGUAGCAGUAGUAGUAACAACGUAAAACGUGCCCUUGAUUUGCGCGGUACUGAAGGGCAUGGCCUUCACUGUUUGAAACGGCAGUAACUGCAACAAUUACUUUUGGAUGUGAUAUAUCUAGCACAGUCCUGUUCUCAAUAUGGACAUGUAUUCUAAUAGUGGACUCCCUAGCCUAGCUUCAACAUCUUUCACCUACUCAGCCAUGCAUGAUCCGCUGGCUCUACCAGACUUCUGUGAUUUUGAUGGCAAGAAUGACUUGAUGGACUGUAGCUUGGGAUUUAGCUUCCCAGAGCUCAACUCCUUUGGUGGACUAGACCUCGACAAGCUUGACCAACUUGUCAGGAUGGAAGCAGACCUAGAAAGGAUUGAGCGACUGGAAAGGCUCGAAGUGGAAGUGGGUUCUCUGGACUCGGAUGGAGAAUCAGCCAUCACCUUCCCACCAACUCUCAUUGGACCUUCCUUGGGGCUCAGUGGCUGGGCUCCUUCAGACAUGAGCAUUGAUUCCAGUUUAAGUCAUGGGUGCAGUGUGACAGCGGCCAUGGACUCUGAUUCGACAGAUGUGGUAGUCAACCCCUUAUCAGUCUUGCCUGUCAGUAGUUCUGCAAGCAGCUUGAGCAGUGGCUGGUCAGCAUUGCUCCAGAGGCCGAUCGUCUCCACGGCACCGUCGACCGUCAAUGUUCCUUCCCCCAUGCCGGCUAGUCCGGCUCCACAGGGUUCACCCAUCAACUUGCCGGCAAGAAUCGCCAAGUCUAUAGCGAGCAACAAUAGCUCAUCUGUGAUGAACGAUUCUGGAAGCAAUGGCGCAAAUAACGGAAGCGGUUUCCCCAAACCUGCAUACUCUUACUCUUGUCUUAUCGCUCUCGCGCUCAAAAACAGCCGAACUGGCUGCUUGCCCGUCUCUGAAAUCUACCGUUUCAUGUGUGAGCACUUUCCAUAUUUCCGGACAGCACCAGCUGGCUGGAAAAAUUCAGUCCGCCACAAUUUAAGCUUGAACAAGUGCUUUGAAAAGGUGGAAAAAAUUGGCGCUACUAAUCCAAAUGGCACCGUAGGAUCCACCCCGACCAAUAGUUCCUCGACCCGCAAAGGAUGUUUGUGGACGUUAAGUCCUGCAAAGGCUACAAAGAUGGAUGAAGAAGUGCUCAAAUGGUCCCGGAAGGACCCGUCCGCUAUCAAACGUGCCAUGGCCUAUCCAGAUGCACUCGAAAUGCUGGAAAGCGGUGAAAUGAAGAUGGAGUCAGCUGGUGGAGCCAGCACUGAAUCUGAAGACGAAGGUGAAGGCCCUGAAGAAGAAGUCGAAUGCCCAUCUCCACUGGCUCGAGUGACACCGCCCGAGCCCAGUCCGCCUUUGGACGACAAUAAGUCGACUACUACCAACGGCAACAACAAGGAGCAGCUCAAUAUUGGUGUCAGCAUUGUGUCCCGUUUGGCCCCACCUAUUACGGGCCGAAGGCCGUCCGUCCCACAAUCGGGUGCUGCCAAACCCCAGCCACAGAAAGUGUAUUACAGCUUGCCCAAGUUCCAGACAUCGGGCAAUGAGCUCAUUAUCAUUGGCGACACGCGAAUGGAAACCAUGUGAACUUCAGAUGUAGUUCUCAUGUGUUCCAUCAUGGCCCAUUCUUACUUCUUCAUCCUCGUCUUAUCUCAAUCCGCCGGGAUUAUCCAAAACAAAAAAAAAAACAACAAAAAGAAACAAAAAAAAUCAAUUAUGCUACCUCUCGAAAUUUCUUUUUUGUACGAGAACCUCACCGAUUUUGCAGCUAUUUCUGUUUAGAUGUUUCAAGAUUUUUUUCUGCUCCGUACUUUACCAAUCACAACAGUUGUUUUCAUUUUCCGUGUUGAGGUGAGGAAGGAUAGUUUUUGGUGUUCUGCACGUACCUGACAAACGGCGGAUUAAAACCAACCAGGGACCAGAGCUGAUGAUGAUGACAUGUGCAUGCUGUGUUUAACGCUCCCAUUAGAUAUUUCUUGCUGUAUUUGACGA
Daphnia carinata is the source of this 2039-nucleotide messenger RNA. RefSeq names its product forkhead box protein N4-like (gene jumu). The record is from RefSeq and is a predicted model, not a curated record. The transcript is spliced from 6 exons. Lineage: Eukaryota; Metazoa; Arthropoda; Branchiopoda; Diplostraca; Daphniidae. The coding region runs from base 198 to 1634 and encodes 478 amino acids. Gene Ontology annotation, biological process: regulation of transcription by RNA polymerase II. Gene Ontology annotation, molecular function: transcription cis-regulatory region binding; DNA-binding transcription factor activity, RNA polymerase II-specific.